Molecule: messenger RNA, 447 nt
Organism: Linum tenue
Lineage: Eukaryota; Viridiplantae; Streptophyta; Magnoliopsida; Malpighiales; Linaceae
Source: the annotation of a GenBank genome assembly
AUGCCGAAUCCCCACUAUCUCCACGCGCCGUUACGGACGUCGCCGUCUUCUUCAUCGUCGGCACAAUCUUUAGCCUCCAAGCUGAUCCUUCUACUCACAGUCCUUCCUCUGUCUUUAGCAGCUUUGGCCUUCGUUCUACAAUGGAAGGGGGACGGAGGAGGACUCCUAACCGACCCGGCUUCCGCCACUGCUCGUUGGGCUCCACAGGGUUCUCAUAACAACCACGAGGUGUUUCCGCGGAUGGAAGCCUCCGCUGCGUCUCUGCUGUCUCCUAAACCACAUCAAUCGUCUGAUUGUUUGAGUCUUGCAAGGAGCGGGUCUCCAUCUUUUCCUUAUUUCCGUGAUUGGAAGUUCGAUUUUGAGGCCAAUCUGAGGCCCAAGGUACUGCCAUCCAGUAAUCCUUUUGAUCCGUGGUUUCAUUGCUCGUGCUUGUUGUGCACAGCCUGA